Molecule: messenger RNA, 818 nt
Organism: Amphimedon queenslandica
Lineage: Eukaryota; Metazoa; Porifera; Demospongiae; Haplosclerida; Niphatidae
Product: ras-related protein Rab-43-like
Exons: 2
Coding region: 115-735 (206 amino acids)
Molecular function (GO): GTP binding; GTPase activity
Source: RefSeq, a predicted model, not a curated record
GAGUGGGUGGUUUUACACAAACCCCGCCCACCACAGCUGUUUGUUAUUUUUACCCAGUCUUGUUUACACCUUUGCACAGCAAUAGUGUGGUUUACUCCGCCUAUAGCAUGCUCAAUGGCUGCCAGAUACAAAGUCGUUUUAGUUGGAGACAAAGACGUAGGGAAGACUUCUCUCUUUCACAGAGUCUUGUUUGGAUAUUUUAAAGACACGGACGAAGAAAACAGAUCUACUCUUGGCUUUGAUUGCUUUGAGAAGUCUUUCAGCGCACUAGGAGACCUUGUAGAGGUAGAACUUAACGACAGCCCUGGGAAGACCCGUUUCGAGACCCAUCAAAUCUCAAGCUUAUACAGGAGCAGCAAUGCUGUACUACUGGUCUAUAGUGUAGAGGAUUUUGCAUCAUUUUCUAGCCUUCGCUGUUGGAUGGAAGAAUGCAGGUAUUACAUGAAUGCCGUCGGACAUCAUAACAUUCUAUGGGUGCUAGUCGGAAACAAGUCAGACUUAGAAUCGGACAUCACGCCUGAGAUGGUUGAAGAUUUUGUCUCAGAGAUGGAAAUCGAGCAUUCCUUUGUGGUCUCUGCUAAGACAGGGGAUGGAGUCGAGGAAAUGUUUGAGAAGGUGAUAGAGGUAACACACGAAAUGAGAUUGAACAGUAAAGUAAAUGUUGAUCCUGAUAGAGGAAUCAAAUUAUCCUCAGAGGAAACAAAUAGAUCUAACCCUAGUUUUUGUUAUUGUUAAAGUACUGAUAAUCAUUAUAUUUCCGUUAUAUUAUUCAUAAUUUAUUAUUGAUUUUGUUGUAUGAGGUAUUUAUGUUAAAAUAG